AAGCGUGCUCGUCUGUCUCGCUUUUUAAAUUGCUUGUAAAACCGGCAGUUAAUGGUCGCUUGGCAACACUGAUCGUGGAUCGUGAAGUUUAUAGUGAGCGUGAGCGAUCUCUCAGAGAUACAUAGAGAGAGGAGGAACAGAUCGCCAGAAAGCGUGUUUCCAUUGUGUGUGUUUUUUUUUGUUUUCUUUUUCAUGCGCCCACCGAAAGCUUUAUGAACGGGCGGGUGGGUGAGUGUAUAGGCCGGAGUGUCAACAGCUGAAACUGAGUGCUCUAAGUGAGUUGAGCUUGUCUUUAUAAAUUUUAUUUUUCGCAGUUUUCUUUCAUGCCAUUAUUUGUUUUUGUACAAACACAGCACAUGAUAAGCGACCUACCCAGCUGAUAAGGUGUAACACAAUUACGUACUAGAAUUUUUUUCCAUAAUUAUAUCACCUUUUUUGCCUUCGCUCAGCUAUUUAAUAAGCGUAAAAACGUGUGUUUUGCUCGUAAAUUGGGAGCGUUUCAACGCUAAGUAAUUCCAGUUAGACAACACCUACCCACAGAGACGGUUCGAUUCUAGAUAUUCACACGGUGAAGUGAAAAUAGCAAACGGCGGCACAUUCCAAGUUGUUGUUUUUUUUUUUGUAGUGUCAGAGCCUUUUUACAAGUGACGCAAACAAACACACGCACACAUACAAGCAAAACAAUUACGAACACUUAUUUAAUUAAAAUUACUCACUUUACUAUAUCUAUCGUUCAUUUAACGCUUAUCAGCGUCGCUUCAAAACGUUUACUUCAUCAGUUGUCGGUUCUGUUACUAAAAAUAGCGUUUUGCAAAGACUAUUCCAAAAACAACGUGCCCGUUAUUUAUUAAUUAAACGGAAUAGUAUGCCAGAUAUAUUACAAGACUUUUUUGAGAUACAAAAUCCCAUUGGAACAUCAAUGGCAACAAAUAGUAGCGCUGGCGCAAAUGCUAUAGCAAAUGGCAGCAGGAAUUUGAAUGGUAGCGGCGAUGGCGAUGGCGGUGGCGGUGGCGGUGGCGGUGGCGGUGGUGGUGCCGCUGUUGGAGACCGUGGUGGUGGUGGCAGAGCUAUUAGCAGCGUCAACACUCUAUCCGUGCCUGGUCAGCAAGAGAUGGUUCAUCAGAAUGGCGCACUUACAGAGGCACCCGCUCAGGGUUACAAGCGUAAGCUGGAACAUAGGUAUGUAAACGCACCAGUGUGGGUAUUCACUAACUACAAUCAUACAGAAUAUUUUUUCGAAAAUAUAAAGGGACAUUGAUUAUCUAU
Messenger RNA from Rhagoletis pomonella (apple maggot), 1266 nucleotides. Its product is annotated as RNA-binding protein cabeza-like. Lineage: Eukaryota; Metazoa; Arthropoda; Insecta; Diptera; Tephritidae. Bases 866 to 1258 code for a protein of 130 amino acids. The record is from RefSeq and is a predicted model, not a curated record. The transcript is spliced from 2 exons.